AUGCCUCCUCCUCCCGCUGCCGUCCCCGGCGCACAAGAGCCGACCGUCUUCCAGAAGUUGCGAAUGGGCAUGUUGACGGGUGGUCUCGUUGGCUUGACCAUCGGCUUCAUCUUUGGCAACUUUGCCAUCCUCUCUGGCGGCGCCGGCAGGAAGGGCUACCUUCCCACCCUCUCGACCUACAUGCUCUCGUCAGGCGCGACCUUCGCCUUCUUCAUGUCAAUCGGUACCGUCAUCCGCACAGACGGCUUGACGAUGCGAGAGUGGGCAGAGAUGCAGGUCCGCGAGGGACGGGCACUCGGACUUCCUGCGGCGGGCACGGCGCGGUCUGGGAUGGUCCCGGCGGUCAGGGAGCGGAUGGAGUCGAGGGAGAAGCCUUGA
Messenger RNA from Rhodotorula toruloides NP11, 378 nucleotides. Its product is annotated as mitochondrial genome maintenance protein. The record is from RefSeq and is a predicted model, not a curated record. Bases 1 to 378 code for a protein of 125 amino acids. Lineage: Eukaryota; Fungi; Basidiomycota; Microbotryomycetes; Sporidiobolales; Sporidiobolaceae. Gene Ontology annotation, biological process: protein import into mitochondrial matrix; protein insertion into mitochondrial inner membrane. The transcript is spliced from 5 exons. Gene Ontology annotation, cellular component: TIM23 mitochondrial import inner membrane translocase complex.